Messenger RNA from Hemibagrus wyckioides, 9017 nucleotides. RefSeq names its product solute carrier family 39 member 14 (gene slc39a14). NCBI's taxonomy places the organism in Eukaryota, Metazoa, Chordata, Actinopteri, Siluriformes, Bagridae. The record is from RefSeq and is a predicted model, not a curated record. The transcript has 10 exons. Gene Ontology annotation, biological process: intracellular zinc ion homeostasis; zinc ion import across plasma membrane. Gene Ontology annotation, molecular function: zinc ion transmembrane transporter activity. Gene Ontology annotation, cellular component: membrane. Bases 488 to 1945 code for a protein of 485 amino acids.
UAAAGAAAACUCUGAAAUCUGAUGCUGAGGAACUGAUUAGUAGUGACCGGCAGUGACCGAGCGCCUCCUAAACCCUGACCUGUGUUAAAUGUUCUAGUAAAGCAGCUCGUCCACUGCAGCGACUCCACCACGGAACAGUGACCGCUUUAUUUAAUCGUAUCCAGCAUAGCUAGAAGCGCAGAAACCGGAGUUCUGUGUAUUUAGAUUGCUCCAGAUGAUGUUUUAUACGUGCCCGGGCUUGGCGUUUCGCCUCCGUGUGAGAGUUGAAGGGACAAAGUGCGACGGCGAGUCCUCAUCGUCCCGCCCCUCAGCGGCUUAGUGACUAAAUCGCGUGGUGUAACGACUUAAUCAUUAGCGGCGGCAGCGCUGUGUUAUUACACACCAGCAUCCUGAGCCCUCUGACCUGCCGAGUGUCCGCUGUCUCACCGACACUACAGGAGGGGGCACUUACUUUUUCCUGCCUGUGCUCGGAGGAUCCUACAGAGUCAUGACUCACACCUCAGCCCGUGAUGGCUGCAGUCAGCUGACCUUGACCUUUGCCCUUACCCUGUCCCUUGGCCUGCUAUGUUGGCCUUUGAGAGAGGUCAGAGGUCAGGCGGCGCUCUCUCCUGCUGUAAUCCUGCAGGAUCUGCUGAGCCGAUAUGGAGAGAACGGGACCAUCUCGGUGCCCCAGCUCCGGUCACUGCUCGCUCACCUCGGCACGGAGCAGAGCGUGGAGAAGACGCCCGAGACGACAACGGAGACCACGCCCACAAAAAACAACAACGACAACAACACGUGUUUACCCGCAGGCACUCUGGCGGCUCACGGUCUGAGCGAGAAGUCCCGUCUAGACGGGCUGGGCCUGCAGGAGUUCUGUCCCGCCAUGCUGCAGCAGCUGGACUCUGGAUCGUGUCGAGGUGAACAGAACCAGGAACCGGAACCGAGCGCCAAACCGUCCAACGCUGAAGUGUGGGGUUACGGGUUCGUGUGUGUUACGGUGAUCUCGCUGUGUUCGCUGCUCGGCGCCAGUGUGGUGCCGUUCAUGAGGAAAACCUUUUACAAACGGCUGCUGCUCUACUUCAUAGCUCUGGCCAUCGGCACACUUUAUUCCAACGCUCUCUUUCAGCUCAUCCCUGAGGCGUUUGGGUUCGACCCCAUGGAAUCGUACUACGUGUCCAAAUCCGCCGUCGUCUUCGGAGGUUUCUAUCUGUUCUUCUUCACGGAGAAAGUCCUCAAGAUGAUCCUCAAACCCAAACACAGGGGAGGACAUGGGCACAGUCAUUUCCCAGUGGGAAACGGUGAUAUGGAGGACGGAGUGAUGGAGAAGCUGCAGAAUGGAGAGGCAGGAGGAGCCAUGUCCUUGCCUCGGGUGGACGGAGAGACCAGAGAGGACGACAAAAUGCUGAGCGCCGGACAAACGGCACAGGACACUCAGGGGGGGUGUUACUGGUUGAAGGGUCGAGCGUAUUCAGACAUCGGGACCUUGGCGUGGAUGAUCACUCUCAGUGACGGACUCCAUAACUUUAUAGAUGGUUUGGCCAUCGGAGCCUCGUUCACUGCCUCGGUGUUCCAGGGCAUCAGCACAUCGGUGGCCAUCCUGUGUGAGGAGUUUCCUCAUGAACUGGGUGACUUUGUGAUCCUGCUGAACGCUGGAAUGAGCAUCCAGCAAGCUCUGUUCUUUAACUUCCUGUCAGCCUGCUGCUGUUAUUUGGGAAUGGGAUUCGGAAUUCUGGCAGGAAACCAGUUCUCACCAAACUGGAUCUUCGCUCUGGCAGGCGGAAUGUUCCUCUACAUCGCCCUGGCUGACAUGUUUCCCGAGAUGAACGAAGUGAGUCGUGAGGAAGAGGAAGCUGGAGGAAGCGCAAACCUCGUGACCUUCGCCAUCCAGAACGCCGGCCUGCUCACGGGUUUCGCCAUCAUGCUCCUCCUGACUGUUUACUCAGGACAGAUACAGCUCGGAUAGCACCGGACGACCAUGGGACCCGACUUGACCUUUAACCUUUAAACCCCUCCCUCGGAUUGAGGAUCUACCCGAUGAGAAGUGAGUGCAGGACUCAGAUUUCAGCUCUGAGCCUGACAUUAACUGUGCAAUGUUGAAGGAACUCUGAGGGGCUGCUGAAAGGCUCAAGGAGGGGGUGGAACAAAAACUCGCUCUGAGCCAAUCCAGAUGCAAAAUGACAACUUUAACUGACGUACAAUAUGCAUUUGUGAUUUUUCUUCCUUUAUUUUCCUCUAUAUUGCGUUCUUUUUCUUUAGUUUUCGUCCCUUGGUUUUCGCCAUGAUGGACCAGUUUGAGAGGAACACUCAGAUCUUUGAUCAUCUAAUGGUCCAUGUUUCAACGCUCGAUAUUUGCUUUCAGUGCUACAUUUGAGAAGUAUUUCGCCGAACGUGUUGUAGACUAGCGCUUUAUCGUAAAUUAACGGCUACAUUCUCGUCUCCUGAUAGAAACGCUGAUUAUAUAAAACAUAACGUUCGCUAAUUAAGGGUCGUGUUCCAAUCCUCUUUUUACCUCACCCUUGUUGACUUCCCCAACAAGAUAGAGAUACCCUGCAGCCAAAGCUAAAGAGAACCGUGAAGCUAAACCGGUUUCCACAGCGUGUUCGUUGUGUCCUAGCUUCUGUAUGACCUUUAAAACGUUUCUCAAAAAUAGAUUUCUAGAGAUAUCCUGUCACCAGCUCACGCUAGAUAGCACUAGCACUGAAGAAUCCCAAAUAAAUAUGCACCUCGCUAGUUCAUGAUAGCCUGUCAGCUAGAGUUACGACUUUAAAUCCUCUCAGAAAUCCUGUUGAUUUCACAAAGCUAGCAAGCAUUAGGAGCUAAUCAUCUAUUCUACUUAAUUCCUCACAGACAUCCUGUCAAUAAAACUGUUCGAUUUUACUUUAAAUACUCUUAUAAAAUCCGGUCACUAGUUCAUGUUAGCCUGCUAGCUAUUACGACUUUAAAUUCAGUUAUGACUCCAUCUCGGAAAUCCCAUCAGAUUCACUCGUUAGUCAGCUAGCUAGCAGUAGCAGAUAAUCAUUUAUGGAGUAAAUUCCUCACAGAAAUUCUGUCGAAAGCUCGAUCCUGUGCGAUUUCACUCAAGGAAGCAAGAUUCUAUCAUCAGCUGAUGUUAGCCAGCUAGCUAGAAAGCAGUUAUUCAGGAAUAGGACUUAAAUCCUCUCAGGAUAGAUCAUGUUAAGAAGCUCAUUAGCUUACUAAAAUAUCUAUUAUAAAUAAGCUACAUUUCUCUCAAAACUCCUGAUAGCAUGUUAGACCGCUAGCUAGCAUUAGUGGAUAAACAUUCCUGAAUAUAACAAAAUCCUGUAUAUCUGAAAUCCUGUCAGCUUAGCUUGUUUUAGCAAGCUGCUAGUGAUGGCGGCUAAAAUGUAUGAAAAUCUGAAUUCUUUACAGAAAUCCUGUCAUUAGUUGCAUUUUUUCUUUUAUCUAGUGUUAGGAUUUAAAAUCCUGUUAGGUUAGCUCAUGAUCACCUACUUAUUAGCCAGCUAGCAUUAACAAAUGAACAAAUGACGGGUUUUUCAAUUGGAGAUACACUUACAUCAGUAAAAGUUAAAACUUCUAGUUGAUGUUCCCUGUGAAACUAGCGUAAUGAUUUUAAAUCCUGUCUGGUUAGCCCAUGUUAACCUGCUCGCUAGCUAGCUUUACCAAAUGAACUUUUACUAAUACAAGCUAACUUGAAAUUCAAAGUCAGAAAUCCAAGUUCUUCAUGCAGCCAGGAUUAUGAUCAAAAAUCCUCUCAGAAAUCCUGUCAGGUUACUUCAUAUGUUAGCUAGCUAGCAGAUAAACAUUCCUGAAUAUGACUUUUACUAGUACAAGAUUAACUCCUCUCAGAAAUCCUGUCAUUAAUUACUAUUCUCCUUCUAGCUAGUGUUAUUUAAAAUCCUGUCAGAUUAGCUCAUACUAACCUGCUCACUACAUAGCUAGCGUUACCAAAUGAGCUUACUAACUAACUUUCUACCAAAUGACAGGAUUUCUGACAGGAGUUAAACUUGUACUAGUAAAAGUUCUCCAUGUCGGCAGCAUUAUGAUCAAAAAUCCUCUCAGAAAUCCUGUCUCGUUAGCCCAUGUUAGCUAGCUAGCUGAUAAACGUUCCUGAAUAUGACUUUUACUAGUAAAAGUUUAACUCCUUUCAGAAAUCCUAUCAUUAAUUACUAUUCUCCUUCUAGUUAGUGUUAUGAUUUAAAAUCCUGUCAGAUUAGAUCAUAUUAAUCUGUUCGCUAGCCAGCAUUACCAAAUGAGCUUAUUAACUAACUAGCUAACUAACGACAGGAUUUCUGACAGGAGUUAAACUUGUACUAGUAAAAGUUCUCCGUGUAGGAGGCACUAUGAUUAAAAAUCCUCUCCGAAAUCCUGUUACGUUAGUUUGUAUGUUAGCUAGCUAGCAGAUAAACAUUCCUGAAUAUGAUUUCAAAUCCUCUCAGGAAUUAUGGCAUUAGUUGACCUUUACCUGACUAGCGAGAGUUACGAUUAAAAAUCCUCUCAGAAAUCCUGUCAGGUUGUUUCAUGUUAGUUUCCUGCUAGCUAAAAUAAGCAGAUAAACAUUCCAGAAUAUGACUUCUAAAGAAACCCUGUCAGGAACGCACAUGUUAGCCAUCUAGUUCCACUGAAAGAAAAAGAAAAGAAAAAAAACGGGAAGACAACAAGAGGUGUGUUGUAAAAUGUCCAGAAAAUAUAAGAAAAUAUUCCCUGUGGAAUUCCUGAACACUUCUGCCAUCUUGUAAUCAGAAGCUAGUUAGCAUCUCUAAGCUCAAAUUAAUAAUGUCAUUCUUUUUCAUUUGGAACGAGUCACAUUCUCCUGCUAGCAAUGCAAACAUGCUAAAUUAGCCUUUCAGCUCAGCUUAGCUUUGUGUCAGCUGCCGUUUUUAUUCCGAACAGCGUUCCCGAGCGUCACUGCCAUCGUCGUGGAUGAGUGGAAGUGCAGGCACUAUUGUGUGGGGCGAUGUUUAUUUCAUAUUGUAUUAUUUCUCAAAGAAUCACAGACCCAUGUCUAGUAGACCAAAUACACGCCUUUAUUUUGCUGUAUUCCUUUCUAAUAUUUUUUUUUUAGUUUUGGGGUUGGUUUGUUUGUUUGUUUGUUUGUUUGUUUGUUUAUCUAUCGCUGUUAUAUCUUUAUAUGAAGAAGUUCUCAUCCUGACACGUCAUUUUCAUAUUUAUUUCAACUCUGCUGUAUGUGUCACGUAACACACAGGAGCCUGUCUGAUAUAAUACGUUAAGGUUCCACUGAUAUUGUAUGAGAACGUUAGCAAACCGCAAACCGGAGCAUUAUGACGUGUUAAAUCGUGUUAACUGACACUUUAUUUAUUUGACUAAAUUCGAUCCAAAGAAUGAGCCGUCGCUAUGGAAACGCUAACCUGCGAUUUGAUCGACGGACCGAGAUGCAGUCAACUGACCAAUCAGAAUCGAGUGUUCAGCAGUGACUUUUAAUCUUACUUCAUGCUAACGUUUGUGGUUUGUUAGCGUUUUCUUAAAACUUUACACGUAACCUUGAUGUAAAGGGAACACAUGGGGUCUGGUUCAGGGUCAUCACGGGGUCAUCAGGAGUCACGUUCUUUCUUUUGUAGAGAUACUGUUUAAAUUCUGUCUUCCAGUUGAUUUUGUCCAAACAUUUGGUUUAAAAAGGGAAUCAGCACGAGUGUAAACACGAUACAGGGAACAGUACAGAGCCACGGCUAGUAACCCUGCACCUACAGUGACCCGUAUGAUAGGUUACGACUGACCGAUCGGUACAGAUACGUGAGCUAUAAUAAGAUCACUGCUAAUACACUAGUUACAGAGUGACCGUGUCUGACCCUGGGCUUUCAUUUCUACAUGGACAGUAUUUUGUUUUUGUUCUCUAUUUUUUUCAGUGUAAUGAAUUUUGUCUCUGGAAUAUAUUUAGUAGUUUUUCUUUGUUUAUGUGCGAGUGGACCUGAGGCGUGUUUUCGUACAUGGAUUUUUACCAAGUUAACCGUAGCCGUAAUCUCAAACCUGCUUGUUGUUAAACGUAAAGAGAUUAGAUUACGGAAACUGUUUCACAUAAUUCUGCUCUCGUCUGAAGAAAAGACUUUAUGGCUGGAGUGAGUUUAGGAGAUAUUUAUUUGCUGAAAGUUUGAACACAGUAUCAUUUACCACCCCAGCGUAAUUAUACGACUGAUAUACAGACACUCUCAGAGAUGACGGGAUCGCUUAGCUCUUUUUAUCCUCUUCACGUUAGACUGCAGCUAUUAAGUCAUUUUGGGGUGGUGGUAGCUCAAGUGGUUAAGGCUCUGGGUCAUUGACUGGAAGAUCAGGGUUCAAGCCCCAGCACCGCCAAGCUGCCACCAUUGGGCCUAUUGGAUUUGGGGAUUUUUUUUUUUUUAUGGAACAAACUGGAAGGACAAGCUACUUACAUUUAGAGACAAAAUUAUCUAUCAGAACAUAACAAACAUCGACAUUCCCUGGAUUUUGGGAUUUUUCUUUUAAUGGAACAAACUGGAAGGAUUUUAUGGUUGAAAGUAUGACAAGUCACAAUGGCCGACUUCCUGACUAGUGAACUAGGGAGCUGAUUGGGACACACCCCAUGUCUCUUCUGGCCACUUUAUAUUAUAUACAUAUAUAUAUAUAUGUAUUAAAAAAGGAAUAAAACAUCCUCUGCAGGCUUCUAGAGCAUUCUCCAGUGGUUUAUUUGCAGAUGAUGGGUUUUCUUCCAUCAAGUCUCGGGUUAUCGGACCUUUCCAGUCAACUACUCACUCCAGCCUUCAAAAUUCCAGGGUAUAGAAUUUAACACAAUUAAAAUAUUGGUGAAUCUUACAUUCGUCAAGAACAGGGCCAUGUUUGGUAUUAUAAAUAUUCUUCUUAUUAUUAUUAUUAUUGAGACCCAUUAGAAUUAAAAACGUCUGUCACAAACCUCUCCCUGUUCCCUACCUGAUGCACUAUUGUCUAUUUAGCAGUAACAAAAUCCUGCAUCAAGCAUCAAGGUUGUAGCUUAGCUGCCAUGCUACCACGGAUACCUGAAUACCCAUGAUGCAUUGUGUCAGACAGAGAAAAAAAAAAAAUGAAGCGGUGGGAUGAAUGAGAUUAUUAGUCAUUUGUAGUGGGUAAAUGAGAAUAAAAGUGGGCGGAGCCAUCUCAUAAGGUGUGUCUGGAUAUUCAAACUGAACGUUUUUGUUUUAUUUUACGUUGGUGAUGUUUCGAGUUUUGUUCGUUUGUGUUGCUGAAAAUGGAACGAAGUGUCCAAUAUGUUUUGUGUGUGUGUGUGUCCUUUAAUCAUUGACUCAUAAGCCAUUGUUUCAGCAUCAAGUGUUUGAGAAACGGGUUUAUUUCCGACCUGUUGGUCUCGAGCCAUCAAUGCAAGACUUUGUGCAAUGAAUAAAAAGACAGAAUUUCAAUGCAAACGUGUAAAACGGAUCGUUUUCGGUCAUUCCAGGUUGAGUAAACUUCAGGCAAAGUUUGUUAGAUUGAGACAAUCCUCAUACCUCGUGAUUAGCGGCUAAUUAGGGCUGAAUGAUUUGUAAAGCCUGGUAUAUCCGCGUGUUUUGCUUUAGAAGAAAAACUCAGUGUUCUCGCCUCGACACUGUAGAAUCAUUCGUAGCUUAUUAUUAUUCGGACCUUGUUGUUACUGUAAGGAAUGUCCCGGUGCUCGCUUUCGCCUCGACGUUCUUAUUAAAGGAGCAGUUCGUAACUUGUAACUGUGAGGUGGAUUGCGUUUCCAGUGAAACAAUUCUAAGCCACGCCCAUCAGCUGACACCAAACAUUCUGUUGGAUCUUUAUUUGCAUCAUCAGCAAAGAAUUUUCAAUAGAAAGCGCUUGUGGAUGCCGGUGGGGAGACGGAGAUCAUAUUUCAGGGCCAGAAAGACUGAAGUAAAGAAACUAGCGAGAGCUCGUUACACCUCAGUAUUGCGACUCGCAUUUUUUUUCCCUCAGUUCUCUUUCUAAAGUCAUAUGGUUUGUUCCGGAUAAACACCUCCUCGACAUUACGAACUGCUUCUUUAAUAUUUUAUGUGAAUUUUCAAAUGAAAAUAGUAAACAACAGUUAAAAAACUUGAUAUAGUUACUGUGAUCCUUGAAAGAAUUGUAGUCAAAUAGGGCGAGCUGGAGCCUCAUAAACAUGUGCAAAGGAUUGUCUAGGAGUACCAAACUCCUUAUUAUUGUGUCUGUGUGGUUUUUUUUAUUAUUAUUAUUGUAACGUAUAAAUCACUAUCAUCUUUAAAAAAAAAUUCUGUCUCCGAGAUGUGUCUUGUUUUGUCUGCUUUACAUUUCUGAACUACACCAUCAUAUACAGUGGAACCUCGGCAUACUAAGGCCCUCCCUUACGAAUUUUCACCUUGAGAAUUGAAAUUUUGCAUCGGCAUACGAAGCAUUUUCAGCAUACGAACGAUCCGAACCCCAAGCUUGGCUUGGGUCAGAACUUUGUAAGCAGUCAUACAGUUUACAUACGCUUUGUCUUGGGAAUAUUGGUCAUAUUUUUGCGUGGCUGGAACGGAUUAUCUGCGUUUACAUUAUUUCUAAUGGGAAAAUUAGUUUCGCAAUACAAACUUUCACCUCAAGAACUCACCUCCAGAACCAGUGAAAUCGGUAUGCAGAGGUUCCACUGUAAUCCAUCAUUAAGUGUAGAAUUUAUUUUAUUUAAUAUUAAGAGUAGGAUUUACGAAUUACUGAAGAGACACGUUAUGGGUUAAAAUACACAAUCAACAUGGUUAGGUCUUUAGUUUUAUCCUGGAGUUGUUUCUUUAAUUAAGAUAUCACAUACAGGAAGCUGAUGACCUCCAGUUUAUCAUUGUUUGUUUAUCACUUCAUAAUACUUUUGUAAUUGAAAUCAAAUGAACUAAGCAAGUAAUAAUAAAUAGAAUGAAAAUGCUUAAAAUUUAAGAAAAAAAAAAGGUUUUGGACCUAUUCUCCCAAAAAAAAAAAUACAAUGGUUCAUAAAUAUGCAAAUUAGCGAAAAACACUCCCUCGUGUCCUCUUAUUAAAAUACACUGAAUAGCUAGCGGGCUUGUUUACGGCUAAUAAACUGCACUGCGUUCUAAAUUAUUAUGCAAGUGACAUUUCAGUAGGAUUUCAAUUAAAUGGACAUUUCAGUU